AUGACUUCAGCUACUUCACCCAUCCGGGGACUCGCUCUUGGGAGAGAAGCGUCUGAUGAUACCUCCAUGAAUCAGUCUCCGUUCUCACCAAAUUGCACCACAAAUUCCCCGCCAGCACUUGAGGGCUCGGGAUCGGGAUCAGAUUCAACAUCAUCGUCGAAAAGAUCCAGAAUCACCACGGGCUCGGGCUCGGGCUCGGGAUCAUUGCUAUCUUCGAAAAGAGCCAGAAUCUCUGAGGACUUAGGCUCGGGCUCGGGCUCGGCCCCAGAAUGGGGACCGGACUCGGACGACUCAAUGCCAUCGCCGCCAAAAUCCAUGACGCUGUCCGACUCCCCAGGCUCCUCCCCGCCGGUCUCCCCACCUCAACCAUCAGUGUCCCCAAUCUCAUAUGUAUGGAAUAGUGCUAGCUCAGGCACGAGCAUGGGGACCACGCCUCAAGCCCUCGUCUUGAAGGAUGUCAAAGAGGUCCCCGCCGCAAUCUACAUCCUCUCCGAGUUCCCAGACAUGAUUCCCGUCUACAACCAGACCCGUGCCAAUUACCCCAGCUUCUUCCUCUGGAUCGCCCGCGUUGGUAACUACCCUGCCGUCAAAUUCCUCAUCGAGGAAAAGGCCGCAGCCGUCAUGGAGAUCAACACGUUCCCCCGCGGCGCCAACCGUACCGCCCUCCACUACGCUGCCUUCCACGGCCACCUUGACAUGCUCAACUAUCUGCUAGACUACAUGCACAACGAUGACAUCGAGGUGGACUACGUCCAAGACCGCUCCGGAUUCACGGCCCUGCACCUGGCGUGCAUUAAUCCUGCCAUUGAAACCAUCCGCCUGCUUCUCGGCCACCCAUGGGGCAACAGCCCCCACAUCCGCGCCAACUGCCUCUCCACGGCACUGCACAUUGCUGCGAGAAGUGCCGAUGAGGACAUCGUCGAACUGAUCAUCGAGGCCGGCGCCGACUUCAACGCAGUCAACUCGAGCGGCUACACGCCGCUCAUGAUCGCCGCCGAGAACGGCAAUGGAAAGGCCAUCGUCAAGCUCGCCGAGUACGAGCUGGACCUCGGCCGCCAGACCACGUUCGGCGGCGACACGGCCCUGCACUUUGCGGUGCGCGGAGGGUUCCUGCAGGUGACUAAGUAUCUCCUGCGUAUGGGUGCCGAUUGCCAUGUGGUCAACCUCUUCUCAAAGACUGUGCUGGACUAUACCCUGGAGGAUAUUCUACUGUCGAAGAGGGAGAAGGAGAGCUGUAAGAAGAUUAUGGCUAUCCUUGAGGCGCUGGCGAACGAUUCUCCGGAUAAGUGGGCCCUGAUCAACCAUGAGGAUGAUAUGGUUGCGAGGGCGCAGCCUGUGUCGGAUUUUGAUCCAUGCCUCAUUGAGAGACCUAGGGGACCGAAGAGUUGCCCUGAGGAUCUUGGUGGGGAGUGGGAGAUAGAUAUGUGGUAG
Morchella importuna is the source of this 1431-nucleotide messenger RNA. RefSeq lists its product as uncharacterized. Lineage: Eukaryota; Fungi; Ascomycota; Pezizomycetes; Pezizales; Morchellaceae. The record is from RefSeq and is a predicted model, not a curated record. The transcript has a single exon. Gene Ontology annotation, molecular function: protein binding. The coding region runs from base 1 to 1431 and encodes 476 amino acids.